AUGGAGGAUGGUUGCUCUGAAGAUCCACUGCUUCCAAGGUCUCUGGAUUCUCUGCACAAUGAAAAGAACACUAUGAAGAGAAGGCGGCCAAGCAGCUCUAACCAUGCACUUCCAAAGGACAUGCUUCUCCAUGAGCAGAAUGAUUACGGAAUAUUGGAUCAGCACCCUGAAUCUCUUUCUCAAAAUAAACUUAAUUAUAAACAAGUAGUCAUUUUUUUGGUGGCCUAUAUCAGUUUGGGAGUUCUCUGCUUUUCUGUCGUCAGGAAUCAGAUAACCGGUAAGAAAACGAAUGAGAUUCUCGACGCAAUCUACUUCUGUAUUGUCACAAUGACUACCGUUGGAUACGGAGACCUUGUUCCUAACAGCAAUUUGUCUAAGCUCCUCGCUUGCAUACUUGUGUUUGCUGGCAUGACACUGGUUGGCCUUGUUUUAAGUAAAGCUGCGGACUCUAUCUUGGAAAAACAGGAAAUCCUAUUGGUUAAAGCGACACACUUGCAGGAGAAACUUGGCAAGUCUGAAAUCCUCAAACAAGUUGAAGCCUACAAAACUGAAUACAAGUUUGUUGUUGCUCUGAGCCUUCUUCUUCUACUUAUAAUUCUUGGUACCAUCUUCUUGUAUGAAGUCGAGGAUUUGAGUUUGUUCGAUGCCUUAUACUGCGUUUGUGCCACUAUCACUACGUUGGGAUAUGGAGACAAGAGCUUUUCAACAAGAGCUGGGCGACUCUUUGCUUCUUUUUGGAUAUUGAUAAGCACUCUUUGCUUGGCACAGGUCUUUUACUGCCUUGCAGAAUUGUAUACUGAGCGUAGGCGAAGAUCAUUAGUAAAGUGGGUUCUAACAAGGAAGUUAACGAUAACAGAUCUCGAGGCUGCAGAUCUUGAUCAAGAUAGCACAGUCAGUGCAUCAGAGUUUAUACUGUACAAACUUAAAGAGAUGGGGAAAAUAAGCGAUGAAGAUAUUGCACCGGUGAUGCAGCAGUUUAAAAACUUAGACAUCGACCAAUCAGGAACAUUGACAAAAUCUGACCUCCUACUUACAACUUCGUCUGACAUCCAAAGCUGA
Coffea eugenioides is the source of this 1059-nucleotide messenger RNA. Its product is annotated as two-pore potassium channel 1-like. Gene Ontology annotation, cellular component: plant-type vacuole membrane. Gene Ontology annotation, biological process: potassium ion transmembrane transport; stabilization of membrane potential. The record is from RefSeq and is a predicted model, not a curated record. The coding region runs from base 1 to 1059 and encodes 352 amino acids. Gene Ontology annotation, molecular function: potassium ion leak channel activity. Lineage: Eukaryota; Viridiplantae; Streptophyta; Magnoliopsida; Gentianales; Rubiaceae. The transcript is spliced from 2 exons.